AUGCCAUUGUCGGCCAGCACCACCAACCUCCCUCUCAACCGAUCAACUUCACCCCGCAAUCAUCCCUCAGCAACUGCCGACGCCGGUGUGCUAUCCGAAUCACGUCUCGCCAACGUCGCCAACGGCGGGCCUGCCCCGAGCUCAAACGGCGCACAACCUACAGUCAAGACAGUCAACAAAGGAAGCGCACCCAAGCUAUCGCCCCAGCUUUCGGUCAGGUCGAUCAAGCAGGACUACGAGGAUCGCGAGAACUCGACCUAUCUGCGUCCACCUUCGUCCGCUUCCUCCCGGUCCUCAUCUCCCACAGCAUCAACUUCGCAUCAGAAAGGGGACGCACCGCACAGCUACGACGGUUUUGCUGCUACGAAGAGCAACUCCUACUUGCUUCCCGUGGAUCCAGAGGCUACUACGACACCUCCGCGCCCAAGAACCCUCAGCAACGGCUCCAACACUAGCUUCUCCAGGUCACCUUCGAUCCGGCUCGCGAGUGGUUCCUAUCCUUCCACGCUCAGGCCACCGGCGAAGAAGUCUUCGAACUCUUCGAUCCGAUCGCUCCCAGAGCCGCCUCCUCCUCCACCGACCCAGCAGGUCGAAAAGCCAUCGGUCGCUGCCAGCCGUGGGAACGACUCGAUCGAGACAGUAGUUGUCAUGGUUCCUUCCGUCGAAGACGCUUCCACGUCGACAUCGGCAUCGAGCCAGCCACCGUCAGAUUACGCACAGCAGCCGGCACACAACCACCAACACGGCGCUGACGCAGACGACGAGGAUGCAGCUCUGUACGAAGACAUGGACAGUGUCGGCGACCCCAGCGGCCCGACUGCCAAUGGCGCUUCGCUCUCCGCCACCUCCAACGUCGACGUUUCCAAGAUGUCGCUUGCCGAACGACGCGAGCAUUCGCGCAGACACUCUCGCGUGCACAGUCGCAAUCUGAGCGUCUUCUUCCCUCGACCGGGGACCGACGCCGAAGCCGAGGCGGAUCAGGCCAAGGUGCGCGACCACUUUGACCAAGGUGCCUCGACCUCGUACGCCAGCAGCGAAGAGCAACCGGGCGCACACCGCCGGAACAACAGCGGGAACCGGCCGCAGAUCACGGUCAGCACCGACACGGCUACGCUCUCGCCUCGAUCAGCCAGCUUUGCCGCUCUUACCGGAAACAACCAGGGGCAGCUCGGUGCCUCGCAUCCGCACGAUCUCGCUCCAAGUCCGACCAAGAGUCGACGCGGCCACCACCACCGUCACAGUGUGGCGAUGCUCGAUGCGGGACUCAGCCCGGUGACGAUGAAGCACAGUGGGCACGGAAUGGAGCGAUCGACUUCAUCGACGUCGUACACAUCGGAUCACUCGUAUGCGUCGCCGUCUGAGGUGCGGGAUCGGCACGAUUCGCACGAUCACGCACACACCCAUUCGCAUCGACGAUCGCUGCACGCGCGAACGGUCUCUGCGCUCGGCCACAUCCCUCAGACCUCGCGUCCGCUGCUUCUGUUUGGCAUCUCGCAUUUCGGGCUGGGCGCAGCGCUGUGGAUGGCGGGUCAAGAAGUCGAUUCUUUAUCCGCCACGGGUUUGGGGUACCUGGUGGUCUUUGAUGCCAUGGGUAUCUUGGGCAAUGCCGUGGCGGACUGGUUGGUGGAAUGGGAGCAGCACGCGUCCGAUCUCCGUCGACGCACACCCAAGUCCGACGGUACGGCGCUCAAGAGGCCGUAUGGAAUGCACCGCGUCUCGACGCUGUUGCAUUUCGUCCAGACGAUCUAUCUGCUCUUUGCGAGCGUGUACGUGUUGAAGGAGUCGGUGGAACAUGCGUUGUUGGAGGGCGAGGGAUCGGGGGCGAGUGGACACGACCAUUCGCAUGCGCAUGCAGAGAAGGUGGGCAUCGAGAUGCCGAAUUUGCUCCUGGCGCUGUCGUUGGCGGCGUGCGUGUUGAGCAACAUGGUUAUGGGUAACCAUGCCAAGUUGGUUGCUGCGUGCGGGAUCAGCACUUCCACCACCGGUCCACCUGGGGGUAGACACGGGAGGAGCGGAUCGGUGUUGAUGCGUCCCAGCCAGCUGGCAUCCCCGUUCCUGGCAUUGUUGGCCAACCCGUUCAGCUUGACCGUGCUAUUCUUCGCAUCAUCGUUGCUGUUCGCCGGAUUGACGAUGCACGGCAUCCAGAUCGCUGCACUGGACAAGGUGCUGGCGGGAUUGGAGAGCGUGGCGAUGUUCUACGUUGCGUAUCCCGCCUCUGUCGCUCUUGGUAAGGUGUUGUUGCAGACGGCACCGAGGGAUUCGCCACAUGUUCAGGCGCUUCAUCGCGCGCUCAAGGGCGUAGAGGCGAACCCGUUGGUGGCGUAUGUUCAUCCGCCAAACGUGUGGCAGCUCACCCCACCGACGACGGCGCAUAGCCAGCAGGAUGGCGUGCUGACAAGCAGCGCGAGGAGCCACGGGAGUAAGAACGCCGCGCUGGUGGUGGGCGUCACGGUGGUGCUGAGGGAAGGGGCGAAGGAUGAGGAUGUGUUGGAGAUGACGAGGUGGACGUGGGAGAGGUUGGCGGUGAGUGUGGGGGCGGGGAGGGGGUUGAGUGCGGGAGAGGGGUUGAGAGGGAGUGCGAGGGCGGCACUCCGCACCUACUCCAUCGAACACAUCUCGCAGGGCUUCAUCAUGUCCAACCUGCUCAGCGCAGAAAACCUCAACGGCCGAUUGCUGUUUGCCAUCCCGAAAAAGGGUCGGUUGUACGAAAAGUGUCUUGAGAUCCUCGCCGGUGCCGACAUCCAAUUCAAGCGUGCGCACCGACUCGAUGUAGCCCUCGUGCAAAACCUACCCAUUGCACUCGUCUUCCUCCCCGCUGCAGACAUCCCGCGCUUUGUCGGGGAGGGCAAUGUGGAUCUCGGCAUUACGGGACAGGAUAUGGUUGCGGAAGCUGGUGCUCGAGUAUCGAGUUUGAUCAGCGAGGAGUUGCAAUUGGGUUUUGGAAAGUGUUCGUUGUCGGUGCAGAUCCCCGAUCCGGCGUUGCCAGCGAACAAAGCCAAGGGGUUGACCAACGUCGAGGAUCUAGUGGGCAAAAAGGUUGCUACGAGCUUCGACUACUUGGCAGGCAAAUACUUUGAUGAGCUCGAUGCAAAGGUCAAUGCCACCCGUGGUGAAGGGGAGGAGAAGGUCAAGACGCAGAUCGAAUACGUCGGUGGGAGUGUCGAAGCAGCCUGCGCGUUGGGGUUGGCCGAUGGCAUCGUGGAUCUGGUCGAGAGCGGAGAGACGAUGCGCGCGUGCGGCCUCACCGCCUUGACCGACCUGCUGGUUAGCCAAGCCGUGUUGAUCAAGAGUUCGACCCCACACCCGAGAUCGGAUACGCAGUUGAUCGGUCUGAUCACGGCCAGGAUUCGAGGUGUCAUCGCAGCAAGCAAGUACGUACUCUGCCAGUACAAUGUUCAGAAGAAGGACCUGCCACAGGCACUCGAGAUCACCCCAGGGAGACGCGCGGCGACCGUCAGCCCCCUCGAGGAAAAAGACUGGAACGCCGUCAGUAGCAUGGUCAAGAAGGCCGAAGUGGCCACCAUCAUGGAUCGUCUCGAGGCCAUCGGCGCUAGCGAUAUCCUCAUUGUCGGCAUCAACAACUGCCGUGUUUAG
This is a messenger RNA of Kalmanozyma brasiliensis GHG001, 3594 nucleotides long. RefSeq names its product ATP phosphoribosyltransferase, catalytic domain protein. Gene Ontology annotation, biological process: L-histidine biosynthetic process; transmembrane transport; monoatomic cation transport. The transcript has 2 exons. NCBI's taxonomy places the organism in Eukaryota, Fungi, Basidiomycota, Ustilaginomycetes, Ustilaginales. Gene Ontology annotation, cellular component: cytoplasm; membrane. Bases 1 to 3594 code for a protein of 1197 amino acids. The record is from RefSeq and is a predicted model, not a curated record. Gene Ontology annotation, molecular function: monoatomic cation transmembrane transporter activity; ATP phosphoribosyltransferase activity; magnesium ion binding.